ACAAUCGAAUAGAAUUCUUUCAACUACAUGACGUUUCUGUGAGUAACGAAUUGAACUAUCGGGGGCGUUCGCUGACCAUUACUGCAUACUACUUGACGGUUUUCGUAUGUGGUAUGUGUCCAGCAUUGUAAGAAGAAAACAUUGUUUUGGAUCUGUGUGCAGGAAAACCUCGUCACUGUAUAGAAAUGACGUCCCGCCUGGAAAAGGAACGUUCCAAGCAAAUACAAGAGAAAUGUCAAAAUCUUUUGAUACAAAUGCUACGUGAUGAGGAUAAUAAGUAUUGUGUCGACUGCGAUGCGAAAGGACCAAGAUGGGCUAGUUGGAAUCUAGGUAUAUUCUUAUGUAUUCGUUGUGCUGGAAUACAUAGAAAUCUUGGAGUUCAUAUAAGUAAAGUAAAAUCUGUUAACUUAGAUACAUGGACACCAGAACAAGUAGUGAGUUUACAACAAAUGGGUAACUCCCGUGCAAGAGCAGUUUAUGAAGCAAAUCUUCCAGAUAGUUUUCGAAGACCUCAAACAGUUUGUAGUCUUGAAAGUUUUAUUCGUGCAAAGUAUGAACAUAAAAAAUAUAUAGCCAGGGAAUGGGUACCACCUCCUUUACCAAAGGUCAAUUGGGAUAAAGAGCUUGACGAAGAAGCAGAAAGACAACGUAGGAGGAAAAAGGAAAAUUCUAAAACCUCAAAUAAUCAAGCUAUACUUCCACCUGUAAAAAAACCAGAAGUAGUGCCUCAGUUGCCAAAACCUAAAAGUUCUGUUAGUCCUAAACCUAAUAGAGCAAAUAAUUCUGCAACUCUAGACCUAUUGGGCUUAGAUGCUCCGGCACAAAAUCAAACAAGUGUAAAUGGUGCUGGAGAUGAUAUAUUUUCCUCUUUUUUAUCUGCACCUCCAGCUUCAGUAGCUUCAACAAGUAAUAGUACUUCUAAUACAACUACAAAUGCAUCAACAACAAUCAGUAAAAAUGAAGAAGAAAGCUUUUUUGAUCAACCAGCACCAUCACCUCAAGAAAAAAAUAAAAUGUCCAAAGACAGUAUUUUAGCCUUGUAUGGUACACCAAGUAAUCAACAAUCAGCAAUGUUUGCAGUUCCUGGUGGAAUGUAUGCUCAACAAUCUACCGUUCAGUAUAAUCAAAUACCAACUGUAGUACCAUUUGGUCAACAAACUAAUUUUCCAAAUCAACAAAGUUCCUUGACUCAAAUUCCCACCCAGAUAUCUGUUACACCUAAUCAACUACCUAUCACUCAGAAUCAAAUUACAGUGAAUUCUACUUCAUUAGGACCAGUGGCAUCAAAUACUUUAGGAAACUGUUUACAUGUAGGCCAGAUAAAUCAGAUGAAUGGUGUACCUAACCCUGCCAUUACAAUGCAAUCCCAGAUGGUGAUGCAAUUAGGACAGUCUAAUAUUAAUAGUAAUAAUGGUUGGAGUGGAAUGUUAACACAAAAUCUUCAACCAGCUCCUGGUAGCAAUCCUUUUUUCAAUUUAACGUCUCAACAACAGCAACAAUCUGUUACAUUUGGCCCACAGUUACCACAACAAAUGGCACAACUUUCCUUAGGUGGCACGAAUUUUUCAAGUACCCCAGGGAAAUCUACUGCUACAACUGCACUUUCUGGACAAACGCUUUCCACCAAUUUAUGGCAGUAAAAGUCUUAUGGAUAUUAUUAGUUGAUUGAUUAUUCCAUUCAGUGUUGUACACUAGUGUCGAAUGUUUGUUAUCCAACAUGAUUAAAUUUCCAUAUUAGUUUGGAAAUCUCUGGGAUAUAACACAAGAAAGACACAAAUGAAGAGUACUCGAAUACUGUCAUUUUUGAAAAGUAAUUCGUGAAUGCAUACAGUAUUUUGAGCCUAAAAGGUUUUUCUUCUAAAGCUUUGCUAGCUUUCAACGUUAUUGUUGGAAAAGUGGGAACUACAAAUAAAAACGAAUUUUUGACUGAUUAUAAAGAGUUGUUCAUGACGUACAGUAUAUAUGUAUUUGACAAUGUAAUUGUAUUAUUUGCAAAAAAUGGGUGCUUUUGUAUUCACGAUGAAUGUAUGUCAGGGUCCACUUUCAUUAUAGCAAACGAUUUCAUUACACUUAAACAAGUACAAGCAUCUUUAGUACAAUAAGCAUAGUUUGCGACAUAGUUCAUUUUUACCCCAAAACAUAAAAGAAAAUCAGGUAUAUAACAGUUUUCACGGACAAUUAAAGUUCUUUGAUAAAUUAUAUAUCAAAGGCUAAUUUACUUAAACAGUGACCUUUCUUGUUUCAAAAGCAAAUUUAUUUUCUAGUAUAACGUUGCAAUGUUUGUAUGUACUCAAAAUGUAUUGAAUGUUUUAAAGUUUAUUUGCUACCUUUAUCUCCUAUUAAUACUGAUUUAUGUAAAAACUGGAAAAACUAUGUCUUGUGUUUUAAAGAGUUAGUGAUAUUGUUACUAUUUCAGUAGUGUGUUGCUUGGAGCGCUAAACUGCAACGUUGAUUGUAGAUUAAAGAACAUUUUAGACCUUAAUAUUCUUGAGCAAGUAUUAUUAAUACAUCUUGUCAAAAUGUAUUUAGUGUUUUUGUUAAUAUCUAAUGGCAGAGACUUAACAAACUAAACAUAUUAUCUAUACUUUGAUUCUUAUAGCAUACAUGAAAUACUACAAAAACUUAUGAUUUUAAAUUUUAUGCAUUUAGAACUAAAUUUUAAUUACGAUUGAUUGUUUGAUGAGAAUUAAAAUUCUAUGUAAAACAGGUUUGGAUGUUUGCCUGUUGAAAAAUUAUGUAAUUUAUUACCGUAUAAUAUGAUAAAUAUUGAAACUUGACAAUAAGUUCUAAACAUAUUAUCCGUCACAGUCAUGUUUUAUUGAAUUGAAUUUUUAUCUUAUUAAGUAAUAUGUACUUGAUCAUGUAGUUGAAGAAAAGAUGCAUGAUACAAAUGUAAAAAGAUUUUUUUAUGUAAUUUUAUAAAUAAUUAUGAACUGUCAUACAAUCUAAAUUAAUUAGGACUUGUGACUUGCUGUUGCAUCGAGAAAAAUUAACAUAUUGUAAAACUGAUAUAAGUACAAAUACACGUUGUCAAAAUAUUAAAAAAAAUGUAUAAUGUAUAAUUUAUAAAACUUCAAUAACAAUUGAGCAAUCAAUCAA
Molecule: messenger RNA, 3099 nt
Organism: Bombus pascuorum
Lineage: Eukaryota; Metazoa; Arthropoda; Insecta; Hymenoptera; Apidae
Product: stromal membrane-associated protein 1
Exons: 8
Coding region: 186-1640 (484 amino acids)
Molecular function (GO): metal ion binding; GTPase activator activity
Source: RefSeq, a predicted model, not a curated record